UGCUUCUUCUCACUGCUGCUGCUCUUCUUCUCUCUUCUCUCUUUCUUCUUCAUUCUUCAAUUUUCAAUCUUCUACCCCUUAUUUUACAUUUAUUUAUUUUAAAUUUUAAUUCUCACUCUCAAAAGCUGUGCAUUUCCAUCCCAAAAAUCCUAACCAUUCAUUUUUUUUCCAUCGUCAUCAUCUCAUCAUCAUCUUCAACCACGUUCAUCUCUCUCCGGUUCCCAUACACAUCCGAUUUUCUUCACUGAAAUCCGGCUCCUUCUCACCGUAUCUCUAGCAUUUCUUCCCGCUUUAUUGAGCCGUACAGGUACUACAGUUGGAGUUUGAGAUUCUUAAUGUUUAUCCUUCAGAGAAUUGAAUGGAAAAAAUUCCAUUAAUGAACUGAUUGUUAGCAGAGUUCGAAGAAUUUAGGGUUUUCUUAUAUUUUCUUAAUUGGGUUUUAACGUAUGCUUUUUUUAUCAAAGUUGGGAGGGUUAUAUAAUUAAAGUGAAACGGAGAUAUGUUGGAGACAGAGUUAUGUACUUCUCGAGACGUUCUCUCGCCGUUCCGUGAAGAAAGCGGUGAUGAAGAGCUCUCUGUUCUUCCCAGGCAUACCAAAGUUAUAGUUACUGGAAACAACAGGACCAAGUCUGUUUUGGUGGGCUUGCAAGGCGUGGUCAAGAAAGCCGUUGGUCUCGGUGGUUGGCAUUGGCUGGUUCUAAAAAAUGGGGUUGAAGUUAAGCUGCAAAGAAAUGCUUUGAGCGUUCUCGAACAUCCCACUGGCAAUGAAGUGGAUGAAGAUCAUGAUUUUGACUCUAGCAGCGGCUCAGAUAUUGGUGAAAAGGAUCAUGAUUUCUCAAAUACCAUUGAGUUUCACAAACUGAGCAAGCCCAGAGUUCGGCAAACCAAGCCGUGGGUUUCAUCAGCAUCAGCGAAGGUGGUGAAUCGGAGUAGUUACAGAGAUGUUCAAUCCAUUAUUCACACAUCUCAACUGAGGGUGAACUUGGCCCGACUGGGAACAAAUUCGCUGCGAAGAUACUGCAGACACUAUCGCCUUGUUAACAUUUCUUCUGAAUCAUCAAGGGAGCAGCUGCUUAAUGCGGUCCAGCGGCACUUUGCAUCACAGCCGCCAUUGUCCGAGGUUCAUGUGAUCUCCCAAUUAAUCAAUGUCAUCAAUGCAGUGAAGAGGCGGAGAGCAAGUGACAACUGACACAUAUAGAGAGUGAAAAACUGAGAAGUAUGAAUGUGCCAUUGCCUUUGUAUAAUAUUUAACUCUAACCUUUAGGUCCAGUUCUAAUUAUAUGUGAGGGCGAUUCUAACCUUGUAGUUCUCUGGGACGGUGUGUUGCACGCCCUUUGUUAAUUUCAGUAGCUCCGUUCCGUUGUCA
Molecule: messenger RNA, 1366 nt
Organism: Mangifera indica (mango)
Lineage: Eukaryota; Viridiplantae; Streptophyta; Magnoliopsida; Sapindales; Anacardiaceae
Exons: 7
Coding region: 500-1189 (229 amino acids)
Biological process (GO): regulation of DNA-templated transcription
Cellular component (GO): histone deacetylase complex
Molecular function (GO): protein binding; transcription coregulator activity
Source: RefSeq, a predicted model, not a curated record